CAAGCAAGAAGACAUUUCAUGGAGUUUCUGAGCCUAAACAGAAUAACAUGAUUCACACUUGAAUUCAUUCACCUCCAUGCAUGCUGAAGCCUUGUAAGGACUACGAAUUGCUGCAUUGACCAGAGGAAGAAAAUUAACAAAAGCUAUGGAGAACUCAACCAAAGUCAAGUUCUUUUAUCUCUUUGGCUUACAAGAGACAUUUAUCAACAAAUCGGUCUAUUUUACCUUGUUUCUUAUCACAUAUCUUCUUAUCAUCACUGUGAAUCUGACUCUGAUCAUAACAAUCAUUCAGGAGAAAGGUCUCCAUGAGCCCAUGUAUAUCUUUCUGUGUAGUUUGUGUGUCAAUGGAUUGUAUGGAACUGCUGGUUUCUACCCCAAGUUGUUACUGGACCUUCAGUCAGAUGUUCAGGUGAUAUCUUAUGGUGGAUGUUUCACUCAAGCCUAUGUAAUAUACACAUCUGUCAUGUGUGAACUUUCUACUCUAACAGUGAUGUCUUACGACAGGUAUGUGGCAAUAUGUAGACCACUACUAUACCAUAACAUUGUGACAUCUUUAACUAUUAGAAAGUUACUCUUAUUGUCUUGGUGUUAUCCUUUAUUUAUAGCACUCAUAGCAGUUAGUUUAGCCGUCAGAAUUCCUUUGUGUGGAUCUCGCAUUGAUAAGAUCUUCUGUGACAUUCCGUCUACACUGAAACAUGCAUGUUUACCCAUAACCAUUAACCAGAAUUUGAACAAAUUUGUAAUAGUGGUUCAUGUUUUACAGAUACUAUUCAUUGUAUUUUCUUACUGUCAGAUUGUAAGGACUUGUAUAAAGUCGUCUAAGGGAAGGAUUAAGUUCACACAGACAUGUGUGCCACAUUUAUUGACAAUGGUUAUUUUCAUCACAGUGACCCUAUUUGACACGUUGCAAGGGUGGAAUAGUAGUAUAAAUAUUACGCUCAAUAUGCGUAAUGCAAUGGCUAUACAAUUCCUUGUUAUACCACCUGUCUUUAACCCUCUCAUAUAUGGACUUAACCUCCAGCAGAUUCGAAGGGCCAUUUUUAGAAAGUGUAAUGCACAUAAAAUCAUUGAUAUGAGAUGUUAGUUACAUGAUCUUACACAACAGGGAGUCUUCCUGAAGUCAACAAAAAUAAAGGUCAAAUCUGGCAAAACUGUUGCAUGGUUAAAUGGUGCUUCAUUUCUAGAUACCUAUAUCAAGGCGCACAACUUUGGUUUUAGAAGUGUGGUGACAUAAUCUGGCAGGGUUUUCUGGGGGUCUAUUGCUACUUUCCUGCAUUUCUAUUGGUCGAUCAAACAUAGUCUUUUCUUUCGACCAAUCGAUUUGUCAAUUUUUAAACAUGUAUAUUUCCAUAUAUAGA
This is a messenger RNA of Oncorhynchus keta (chum salmon), 1358 nucleotides long. Its product is annotated as olfactory receptor 1D2-like. The transcript has a single exon. Bases 146 to 1084 code for a protein of 312 amino acids. NCBI's taxonomy places the organism in Eukaryota, Metazoa, Chordata, Actinopteri, Salmoniformes, Salmonidae. Gene Ontology annotation, molecular function: olfactory receptor activity; G protein-coupled receptor activity. Gene Ontology annotation, biological process: G protein-coupled receptor signaling pathway. The record is from RefSeq and is a predicted model, not a curated record. Gene Ontology annotation, cellular component: membrane.